AUGGCUACGCGGUUUUUAGCAGUUGUACUUGUCUUCGCCACACUGCCAGCACUUGGUUUGGCUCGACAGUUUGUGAUCUGGUCCUUUGGAAACAGUUUAAGCUCCUAUGGUGGCUCCAUUGUGGGAAAUUUUCGAUGCUUCUACAUAGGAUAUGCAACCCAGCUUGGGGCAACUCGAGUGGAUUCUCCUCGGUAUACACCUGGAGGGGCCACCUUUGGCACUCACUGGGCACAUCUGCUCUAUGAUGACAAUGCACCCGCUUUUUCAAAUGAAAACAACGCUCGUCAUCCUUGGGUUUUCCUACAAGAACAAAGUGCCAUUCCAGCCAUUCCCAGUCAGCUACCAGUGUCACUUUUUAAUCUGAGAGGUCUUAUCUCGCACUUCAGCACCACAAACGUACAAGAAGCCUUUCUGAUUCAAACAUGGGGAUACGAAUUUGGAACCUCCGACUAUGGGCUGAACUAUCCUGACAUGCCAUCCCACAACCAGGCUUUGUUGGCAGGCUAUGUGGAAAUGCAACAAGCAGUUCAUUCCGACGCAUAUCAUGUCUAUGUGGCUCCCUGUGGACUGGCAUGGGAAAAGGUUUACCUAAAUUGCAUCGAACGAGGGGAGGAUCCAUUGAACAAUGAGAAUUGUGCCUUUCGCAGACUCUACCAAGAUCCGGUACAUCCUUCAACCAUGGGUAGCUAUGCCUGUGCCCUGACUGUAUUCUCCUCCAUGACAGCAAUACAUCCAAGCACACAGAGAUGCAAGGGUGGUAUUAGUUCGAGUGACGCUAAUCAGAUUUCAACGGCCAUAGCACAGGCCAUUGAAGAAACGUUCGCCUCAGGGCUCAUUAUUUACCCAUUCGAUGAAAUCUGGCCCACCGAGGCCCCAACCACUAGGGAACCAACCUUCACACCCACUGCUGAACCAACUACCAGUGCCCCCACUCGAGGAACAGCCUUUGUGAGUAUUACACUUCCUCCACAAACUGCACGGCCCACCACUCUUCCGCCAAGCAGUGCGCCCACGACCUUGCAGCCGACAACGUUACAACCUACAGACUUGAAUGAGAACGCCCUAGCGGCCAGAGAAAACGCAAAAGUUUUGAUUCUGGGAAACGAGGCUUUGGGAAAUUUCAAUGUGUCAGACCAGUUUGAUCAGAUUCUUGAGAAUUCUUUGGCCUUGCACAAUGUACUUGGACAGGUCAAUGUCACUUCUAGCACACCAGAAGAUGCAACCUUACGUUGGCAUGUGAACACAAUUGGAAAUUCAGACCCUAUUCUCUACAGUGCAGACGAUGGUGCUGAUUUUGACUGGAUUGUGUUGCAAGAAGAUGUCUCGUUGAUCUCUCAACGAAGAAAGGCCAAGAUAAGUGCAGAUUUUGCAUGGGCAGUCCACGUAAUGAUUGCCCAUAGUCAUCAAGCCAAGACGGCCUUGCUGAUGAUGUUUGGAGGCAGAAAUGGUUACAAUGAUGGUAAUGGAACUGUGUAUGCAGACUUUUUGACGCACACUGCAAACUUGCUGUCGAACCACAUGAUGGUCAUGUCUAUGACGAGUACAAAUUACAAUGAAACAGCAAAUCCCACCUACUUGAUACCUGCAGGAAUGGCAGCAGAGGUUAUCUAUUUGGAAGAUUGGAACACUGGAAGAGACCCUGCAACCGACAAUUCGACUCUUUUUUACCGCUUGUAUGAUGAGGACGGGGUCAACCCCAGUGCGGAAGGCUCCUACCUCAUUGCAGUCAUGCUGUCGUCAUUCAUGUCCGGGCUGGAUCCCAACCUGAUCACAUGGUUUCCAGAUGCCACUCGACGCAAUCUCCAGAUUAGUGAUAUUGAUGAAGCAGAUGCUAUUCGAAUCCGUGCGGCUUCUGGUCGCGCGAUUUUGCAAAUGAGGGACCGAAUCAAAUAUCCUUGGGAAGAUCCGUGGCCUACCACAGCACCCACAGUAUGGACCGCAGCACCCACCCCACAACCGGUUGCUGAAUGCUCUCAGCUUCCAGCCCCGUUUGGUGGUGGCUGUCCCGCUGCAAACCCGUCGACUAUUGAUGAUGGGAUGUCCGAUGACUAUAGAGGGUGGUAUUCUUUGAACAAUGAUGGUUGCUGUCAAGACUACUGUCGUUGGAAUGGGUAUAGUGGUCCCGGAGGAGACCCAGCCAUUCAAACUACAUAUGAGGACUCGUUUUGGGCUUGCCGACCAGCCGGUUACUCCACCUGUACCUACUGGACAGAGUAUGCUACCCCUUUCACUGCUGAAAGGUGUGCCAGCCAGGGCGUACCCACCGAAGCAAACGCCGUGGGCUCUAGGGUGGAACCUGUGGAUAUCCCGGCUGUGGCCCCAUCACCAUUGCCAGAAUGCUCCCAGCUCCCAGCACCCACCAAUGGUGCUUGUCCAGCUGCAAACCCGUCAACUAUUGAUGAUGGAAUUCAUGGCGGCAACGAUCCAAAUAAUGGCUGGUAUUCUUUGAACAAUGAUGGUUGCUGUCAAGACUACUGCCGUUGGGUUGGGUAUAGUGGUGCCGGAGGAGACCCAGCCAUUCAAACUACAUAUGAGGACUCGUUUUGGGCUUGCCGACCAGCUGGGUACUCCACCUGUACCUACUGGACAGAGUAUGCUACCCCUUUCACUGCUGAAAGGUGUGCCAGCCAGGGCGUACCCACCGAAGCAAAUGCCGUGGGCUCUAGGGUGGAUCCUGCAGUCUCUAGUAAGGUUUCCGCAAAGCCGAUAACAAACGAGGAAGGAGAAGAGGGAGAAAGAGAAAAGGGUCGGGCUCCUUCACAGCAAGAAGGUGCCUUUGAGGGCCUUGCCAGCAGUAUCCGCAGUGGCUCCAAGGCGUUUGUUCCGGUCGGCAAGAUCGAAUUCGUUGGACAAGUGAUGGCUGCUCUACUUCUGGGAACACAGUUUCUCCUGGGUUGAGCUGACCAUAAUAUUAUGAUCGUGUCCCAAGCAAAGCACGUGCAUAUAUUCCGAAACUGCAUGUACUAAGUACAUAUUAUUCAUACCUAGAUUUGACUACUAUCGCUAGACU
Messenger RNA from Seminavis robusta, 3010 nucleotides. Lineage: Eukaryota; Bacillariophyta; Bacillariophyceae; Naviculales; Naviculaceae. The record is from the annotation of a GenBank genome assembly.